AUGGGCAAGAAGACCUCUCGCCCUUCGACCAAGGUCGGUACGGCUGCGUCGCCAGCCGGCGGUCUCGCUGGUACUAGCAGCAAAUCGUCUAUCCUGCGAGCUGCUUUCUCCCCGUCGGAAUACCAAUUGGCCCUGUUCGCAUCGGUCAUCCAGGGCCUGGAUGCGCAGCACCUCCGAAUCCACGAUGUCAACACCGGCCGUCUACAAUGCGAACAUGCGCUGGGACCCAAGGAGACGGUCACUUCGCUGGAUUGGGGAUAUUUCGGAGGCAAGAACCGCGACCAGUCGAAGAAGAAGCGCAAGCGUGGAUCUGAUGUGAACGGUGCGGUGGACGGAUUGGAUCAGGGCGACGUUGUCGUUGCGAUUGGUACUAGCAGCUCUGAUAUCCGGAUGUUUUCUCCAUCAGAGGAUAAGAUUGUCGGUACUCUUACCGGUGCGCAUGACAAGGGUAUCAAGGACUUCAAGUUUACCGCAGAGAAGCCGGCUCAAGAGGCCUGGAGUAUUGGUGGUGAUAAUAAGCUUGUUCAGUGGGACCUGCGCACUGGGCAGAGCGUAAGGACAAUUCACCUGCCCGACUCCUCAACUUUCUCCGCUAUCUCUCGCCCCGUCUCCUCCAGCACACCCGUCGUUUGCGCAUCUCAAACCCCCUUCCUGAUCGACGUGGAGAACUCCGAAGAGCAACCCGCCAAGUUCCCUGCGAUGCGCAACCAGAUUCACACCGUCAUCUCAUCAUCGGGCUCAUUCCUCGCCGCCGACGGUGAGCGCUUCAUCAACGUUUUCGAGACCUCCAGCCAAAAGCUCGUACGGAAUCUUGUCGCCGACCAGGAUGUUUCCUUCGUCUCGCUCCUUGACAACACUACUCCCGAAAAGCAGAUCCUUGCCGCCGUCACCGACGACGGCACCAUCGAGUUCUUCACGAAACCCUUCGCUCCGGCCCCCGCCGCUACUGCCAGCGCCAAGGCCAACCGGAAACAGAUGACCCAGAAGGCGAAUGCGUCUCUCAAGGUUCUGCGUACUGGUGACUCAGAUGCCUGCGUUUCCGUGGUAUCAACCUCGUUCGUUGGUCCCGAGAUCGUUGUCGCGUACGCCGAGGGUGGUGUGAUCCCCGUUUUCCAGCGUGUGAAGCUGCUCGAUGAGACUACUGAGGAGCUGUCAUUCACAGGACUCAAGGCCGUUGUCAAGACCAAGUCCAGCUCUGCUAUCGCAUCUGCGACUUUGAAUGGUGCGAAGAAUGCCGGCGAGGGUCGGGUGGAUGAGACGCAUGUUAUCGUCGAGGCUGGUAAUAUUGUGGAUAAUGACGUUGAGAUGAAUGAUGACGAGGCUGGCUCCGUUGAAGGCAGCGACGUGGAAUCUGAUGUUGAGGACUCUGCCAAGCCUACCAGCGAGAAGAAGACCAAGUCUGCUAAGCAGGCUGCUCCCGCUGACGAGGACGUCGACAUGGAGAGCGCUGCGUCAGAUGACGAGGAAGAGGAAGAAGAGGAGGGUGCCGAGCCCUCAUUCGGUGAGAUCAUGCGCGCCAACGCUGGUCAAGAAGUCGAUGUCGAGGCCGAGAUGGACGAGGACAACCUUAUGGGUGCUCUUGUCCCUGGAAAGCCCACAGCCGCCAUCCAACAGAUCCCCACUGGCGUGUCGCUCGCUACCGUUCUCACCCAGUCCCUGAAGACCAACGACAAGGACAUGCUCGAGUCCUGCUUCCACACCGCCGACACCUCCAUCAUCCGCACCACCAUCCAGCGCCUCGAGUCUCCCCUGGCCGCCACUCUUCUCCAGAAGCUCGCCGAGCGUCUCUCCUCCCGACCCGGUCGCUAUGGCCACCUCCUUGUCUGGGUGCAGUGGACCUGCGUUGCCCACGGUGGCGCAUUGGCCGGCCACCCAGAGCUCCUGAACCGCAUGGCCACACUAUACAAGGUGAUGGACCAGCGCUCGUCAAGCCUGCCCUCUCUGCUCCUGCUCAAGGGUAAGCUGGACAUGCUAGACGCACAGCUGGGUCUGCGCCAGUCAAUCCGCGGCGGCGACGAGAUGGACAGCGAGGAUGAGGACAACGUUAUCUACGUUGAGGGCGAAGAUGAGGAAGACGACGAGGCUAAGCCGCGGACCAAGUCUAUCCGUGACUCCGCCUUCGAGGAAGAGGACGAGUCUAUGAUGAACGGUAUGGACGAGUCCGACGACGACGAGGAUGAAGAUGAUGAGGAUGACGAGGAUGGUUACGAGGGUGUCCUUGACAUCGAGGCCGAGGAGUCUGCCGGCUCUUCCGAUGCCGAGGAAUCCCUGGAGGAGAACGAGGAUGACGAGGACGAGGACAGCGAGGGCUCGUUGGUGGACUUUGUUGCCGAUACUGAGGAUGAGGAGUCCGACGAGGAGAUGAUCGAGGCCCCUCCACCUUCGAAGAAGGCCAAGACUCUUUCGGGCAGGAAGAAGGGUGGAAAGAAAUAA
Messenger RNA from Penicillium cataractarum, 2433 nucleotides. RefSeq names its product WD40 repeat and Utp12 domain-containing protein. Gene Ontology annotation, molecular function: protein binding. The transcript is spliced from 2 exons. The record is from RefSeq and is a predicted model, not a curated record. Gene Ontology annotation, cellular component: nucleolus. Gene Ontology annotation, biological process: maturation of SSU-rRNA from tricistronic rRNA transcript (SSU-rRNA, 5.8S rRNA, LSU-rRNA). Bases 1 to 2433 code for a protein of 810 amino acids. Lineage: Eukaryota; Fungi; Ascomycota; Eurotiomycetes; Eurotiales; Aspergillaceae.